Molecule: messenger RNA, 1122 nt
Organism: Epinephelus lanceolatus (giant grouper)
Lineage: Eukaryota; Metazoa; Chordata; Actinopteri; Perciformes; Serranidae
Product: T-cell-specific surface glycoprotein CD28
Biological process (GO): T cell receptor signaling pathway; regulation of T cell proliferation
Cellular component (GO): external side of plasma membrane
Source: RefSeq, a predicted model, not a curated record
AUGUACGAGGUUCAGUCAUGCAGCACCGUGGGAGUGUUUCAGUCAGAGGCACAAUGAGGAGAUGAUGCAUUACAGUCGGGGGAGCGUACGCAUGCAUGGAACCGGGGUUGAUGAUAUCGGAGUACUGGAUCAGAUUUCUCUGCGGCACACAGUUAAUGCACUUUGCUGGAGGUGCUUGACAUUCUAGGUGAUGAGGGAGAGCCUCGAGGGCAUCAUUCUGCUGGAGGCAAGUUCACACUCGCGGUGCAAGACUUCAAGAUGAGAGCUUGCUGGGUGUUCGUGAUCCUCCUGGGGUGCAGGUUCUCCCAUGCCACCGAGUCUCAGAGCGUCUGCAAAGACCAGCUGAAAAUCGCCUGCGUAGCCCCCGGACACAACGUGUCAGUGCCCUGUCCGAAGCUGACCACCCAAGACGUGACAUUUUACCUCCUCAAGGAAGAAGAGGUGAUUUACAAGCUUGCGUGCAUGCGUAACAACGCGACAUCAGACUGUGAGCAGUCAAACACCGGGGUGGGUGUGGAGCUGCAGGAGAACACAGAAAACAAAUCAGCCAGUUUCACGCUCACAGGCGUGAAAGCCAGUAGCUACGGUAUUUACAGAUGUGAGGUUCACAUCAUGUUCCCGCCUCCCCUCAGAAAAGUGCCCAGUACUUUGAGCAUCCUGGUACGUGUAAAAGGACACCAGUGCACAGUCAAUAAAACCUACGAUAUAAAGCCUGUCAUAGAAGAGGCUCAAAAAGAUGGAUUCCUCUGGAUCUGGAUUCUGGGGAUUGUAGUUCUUGGUGUCUAUGGAAUAAUUGUCACCAUCGUCGCCAUCAUCAUCUGGGCCAAGUGGCGGCAGUCAGAUUCCCAGUGUGACUACAUGAACACCAAACCCAAGGCCACCAGGGACCGCAAGAAGAAAAGGGGGGUUCAAAUCCCUAUACCGCGACACUUCUGACGAGCGGUGCAUCAUGUGACUGUGUGCACAGCUGUCCUGUCAGUCAUAGCAGCUCGCCAUGAACAGGACAUCAUUGUUUGUUUGGUCGAUUUCGUUGUCAGUACUACUUGUUUUGUGUCGACGCAGCAAAAGUAGCAGUUCCUCCUAGAGUUGUGGUUGUGUAAAAUAAAGAAAUAACGCACCCAG